AUGUCUUGGAUAAAAAACGCUACAAACUUUCCCACCUCGUUGAUUAAAAAACUUUCAUGUGGGUUGUUACUUGCUGUUUCUCUAUAUGCCAUUGCACCCAGUCUAAGUGUCCUAGUAUUUAGAGAUUCUGAGCAGAGGAUCAGAAAAUAUACGACGGUGGGCUUAAUUAAUCGUGGAAAUGAUUGCUUCAUAACGUCAUCUCUUCAAGGCCUGGCCGGAAUACCUCGAUUUGUAGAAUAUUUGAGGCAAAUAAAAUCGAUUCUCCAAGAAUUAGAAUCCAAGCCAUCAAGAAAUGCAAAGGGGGACAAUCUCACAGCUGGUAACUUUCCAAGCCGCAGUGGGCUUGAAAACUCACCUGAUUCACUUGCCCCUCUACAUGAAAGUCUUACCAGUUUAAUUUUUGAUCUGGUAUCCGUGAAAGGAAGUAGGACGUCAAUUUCCCCAAAAAUAGUGAUAAACACGUUGGAGUCUAUCUUCAAGUCAAGGAUGUCAUCCAACCAAAAUGAUGCACAUGAAUUCACGCUAAUAUUACUGCAAACUCUGCAAGAAGAGCGCUCAAAAUUGGUCGACUACACUAAAAAUAUGUGCGAUUUAAAUAUGCCAAACUUUCCAUUUGAGGGCGAAACCUCCAAAUUUCUAGUGUGCCUUAAAUGCAAGGGAUCAUCAAAACGGUCAUAUCAGCAGACUUUUAUUCGUGAGUUGUCCGUACCACAACAAACAUCAGAGAAACUGUUCAAUAUUUUGGCCAACGAUGAAACAGAAAUUAUAGAGGACUAUUCAUGUUUGAUCUGUCAAAUAAGAGCCAUCUUAAGCCAUGAAGAAUAUAGAAACUUCAAGGAUUGUACCCCGGAUGAAAUGUUAAUUUUGGACACAUUAAGAGAUUAUGCGACUAAGGCCCCAAUUAAUAAAGAUUUACCAUUCGAAAUAGAACAAUACGUCAAGCGUUACUCGAAGAACAAUUUGCACGUAUCUAAUAUAAAGGGAAAGGUGAUAAAAAAGGAUAUAAUAGUACAACUACCGGAUAUUCUGAUAGUUCACUUAUCAAGAUCCACAUUUAAUGGUAUUACAUACUCUAGAAAUCCCUGUAACGUUAAAUUUGGAGAAAGAAUAGAACUUAUCGAAUAUACAUCAUCUGAGGGUGGAACAAUAACAGAAAACAGACAAAUCAAAUAUAAUCUGAAAAGUGUUGUGAAGCACACCGGUUCUCAUUCGCGUGGGCACUAUGUAUGCUAUAGGCAUAAGACCGAUAUUCGUUUGGGCACGGAGGAUGAAUAUUCCCUCCAAAGCGGGUCAGUUAUUGCCAAUGAAGAAGUUAACACCAGGAACCACGAUCAAAACACUGCACACAAACUCAGCAGAAAAAGCAGGUGCAAGAAAGUCGAGAACGCCUUGCAGUAUCCUUAUUGGCAAAUAUCUGAUACAACUAUAAAAGAAAGCACCACUUCAACUGUCUUAAAUCAACAGAAGUAUGCUUACAUGCUAUACUACGAACGUAAAUAA
This is a messenger RNA of Saccharomyces paradoxus, 1500 nucleotides long. It is a transcript of the gene UBP16, whose product is annotated as putative ubiquitin-specific protease UBP16. The transcript has a single exon. Gene Ontology annotation, biological process: protein deubiquitination. Gene Ontology annotation, molecular function: cysteine-type deubiquitinase activity; cysteine-type endopeptidase activity. Gene Ontology annotation, cellular component: nucleus; cytosol. The coding region runs from base 1 to 1500 and encodes 499 amino acids. NCBI's taxonomy places the organism in Eukaryota, Fungi, Ascomycota, Saccharomycetes, Saccharomycetales, Saccharomycetaceae. The record is from RefSeq and is a predicted model, not a curated record.